Molecule: messenger RNA, 2298 nt
Organism: Didymodactylos carnosus
Lineage: Eukaryota; Metazoa; Rotifera; Eurotatoria; Philodinida; Philodinidae
Source: the annotation of a GenBank genome assembly
AUGGAUCAUGAUCUCACAUAUUUAUUAAGAAUUAACAAUAAUACCACAAAAAUGGACUCAAUUGUCGACAAUGUAGAACAAUUGUAUAUAUGUCAAAAUUGUUUUCAAAGUCUACUCAGUAGUGAACAAACAGUGAAUCGUUUGAAACUAAUCGAAAUUUAUCUCAGAUUUUUGUCUGAUAUGAAUGUGUUUCUAAUCGAUAUUAGACAGUCAAUAGAGAAAUUAUCAUUUAACAUGUUAGACAACUUUUCAUCAAGGUUAAAUUUAUUUGUUAAUCAGAUAAAAGAUGAACUACAACAAUUUAAACAAAUUUGUCAUGAACAACAAGUAUCAAAUGAAUCAAAAUCUCUGAAAAAAUCACCCGAAACAGUAUCCAAUCUCGAGAAGAUAACACACGAAGAGGUCAUUGUUAAAUCAAAAGAAGUUUUUCAAGAACCGUCAGUUCUUUUUGUAAAACCAAUUAUUGAUAAAGAACGUUUAGUAAUUCAAAUUCAAUCUCUAUGGAGAGGUUAUCAUGUACGAGAUAAGAUAAAAAAUAAUCUAGCUGCCAUUCGAAUACAAUCAACAUGGAAAGGUUAUUCAUUGAGAAAACGAUUAUCUUUAGCAAGACAAAUGUUAUCAUGUAAUAAUGAGAAUUACACAGAAGUAGAUUUAAAAGAAUUUGAUUUUGACGAGGCUGCAUUUGACGCUAAACUACGCCCGAGAACACCAUCAGCAUCAUUAUCAAAAAAUACAAUACAUCAUGCAACCACCUCUUCUAAGCCACCUCUUCCGCCAUUACAACAAGUUCGUCAUGCAUGGCGUUCAACUACAUCACCUGUUGGAAGUUCAAAAUUAGUUGAUGAGUCAAUAAAACAAAACAACAAUAGAGAUUAUUAUAACGAUGAAAUGAAUUUGCAAUCCUCUCGGUCAUCCGCUUCAAGUUUUGCAGCAACAUUAGAAUUGGGUGGUACAAAUAAUAAACAAAAAACUUUACAAGAUGAAUGGGGAAUUCAAAAUCGUGAUACAACAGCGCUAAUGUUAAAAAGAGCUGAAAAAAUGAAAUAUGGAGUAGAACGAAAACAAAAAUUACAAAAAAUGGAUCCUCAACAACGACUUCAUUUACUUCGAGCAUUGGAGAAACAAAAUCCAGUUACUGUUCGUCAACCAGUUGGUAAAAUGAAUAUGCUAGAACAAACAAGAAUUGGAACAGUUAAAAUACUUGAACCUCCUCAACCACCAGUUAGCAAUCGAGUUUUUGAAUGGGUUCAUACGCAAGUUGCUCGCUUUGAUGAACCUUUAGAAAAUUCAAACGAAUUGGGUAAGAGAAAAGAUCAACGUCGUCUACCAAGUUUGGAUUAUUCGAUGACAUCUGCAUCUGAAUUAUAUAAUAGUAUAAAUCUGGUUCAACCCCGAUCAAAUUCGUUAGUGACAAACGAUAAAUGGGCAUCUUCUUCAUCUACAACUCGUCAACCACUUUUGCCACCAAUAGUAACAAAUGUUGUUCAACACAGUGUAGAUUCGACAAAUGCUGUCGUAAAAAAUACGAAAAAUUAUCGUCAUUGUGAUGAUAAUACUGGAAAAUCUUUAACAUUACAUAAUGAUCGUCAAUCAACAUUAUCAACCGAUUCGUGUCUCGACGAAAAAAAUUCAUCAUCAAAACCAAAACGUCAUCGAACAAGAUUUACUCCAGCUCAAUUGAAUGAACUUGAGAGAAGUUUUGUUAAAACACAUUAUCCUGAUAUAUUCAUGAGGGAAGAAUUAGCAAUAAGAAUCGGUUUGACAGAAUCACGUGUACAAGUUUGGUUUCAAAAUCGCCGAGCAAAAUGGAAAAAACGAAAAAAAACAACAAACGUGUUUCGACAAACGUCAUUAAUGUCAUCCUAUGGCUUUUCUUCAUCUAUGGACACUUUAAAUCCGUUCACAACAUCAUCAACACCAUCAAGAUGGCCAAAUAUCAAUUCAUUGUCACAAUUUGCAAAUCCAUUUAAUUCACAGAUUAACAAUACACCCAAUUUUAUGACAAGAAACGAAUGUCAAAGGCAUAAUCUCUCUUCUCAGUUGAAUCAAUCACCUUCAAAUUUCUAUGGUAACCAAUAUCAAAUGUCAAAGUUUCCUCCAACAGCGUCAACAUCAUCUCCACAAACUGGUACACUUGAAACAGGUCCACCAUCUCCUUCCUCGUACCUGUCAAAUUUUCCAUGUCUUACGUCUACAGAACAGUAUGCCGAUGCUGAUGAUAUGUGGCGCGGAUCAAGCAUUCUUGCUUUAAGACGAAAAGCCGUUGAACAUCAAGCGAAUGUUAGUACAUAUCGAUGA